GACCGCGGAAAGCUACUGCCGCUGGUGGCUGCUCUUUCGUUGCCGGUGUGAGUAGAAUUCUCUCCCCUUGUGCGCCGAGGUAAGGUUGAAUUGGGGUUCCCCGAGAGUGGGACAAGAACUGUUUAGCUAUAAUUAAACGCCAAUCAAUCACCCCCUGAUUACGGACGGAUGCAGCGCGUGUAACAUGAGUCUAUCAAGCCUAGAUGGGCCGUCUUUGUCAAUACAUUCGCGACGGUCUUGCCUAUGCGGGCAGCUAUUCUUCCACCCAGUACAGGUGGACUCGUCUCUAUAGCCAGACAGCACUGCAGCAAUGAAACCACUUUGUACACAUCGCUAUAUAUAUACCCGGGAAGAGAAAUGCAUGGUCAACCCCAAUGCGAACCAAGUUGUAAUAACCUACUGCAUGAAAAUAGGGGUAUGUGUAGGAAAUCAUAGUGUUCAUUUGUGCUGUGUGGAGCCACGUCAGCCUUUAUGUUGGGGUAGCAAGGGGAUGGUAGAUGUUAUAGGCCACUGUAAUGGCACACACAGGCAUUUUCUUAGCGCCAAACAGUGUCUCCAAGUCUAACAUAGUCUGUAUGCAGGCAGCUAAUUUCUGUAUCACGAGCUUACCUGCCAAUUGUCAUACUUGCCGAGGUUCUUUGUCCAUAAAAGGUCCUUGAGAAUGUCGUUACAAUACGGACAAAUCCAUAUUGGUUGGAGGCACUCCACCCUCUCUUCUCCUGGAAGGAUGGAUAUACAGUGUCUUGCCAUUGUGUUAGCUCUCUUACUAUCCACAGGAGUAGCAAAUGUGACUAUCCAACCGUUCAAUAGAAUACAGCCAUCAGAAUCUUCACCGAUAGUUUUUGCAAUUUUGAGAUGUGACAUAUUUACUAACUUCCAACUGAAUACCACAACAUCAGUAGAAUCACGGUGGAACAUAACUACGGGGGCAGAGGUCGAAUAUCCUGGAACCAGUGAUCAUAAAUAUGAGCUGAGCCAGGGGGAAAGUACUGAGAACGACUUGGAAACCCUGCUGGUUGUCCGUAACCUCCAAUACAGUGAUGCUGGUGUGUACACUUGUAGAGCCAGAGACAAUCGUGACCCUUCAAACCGUGGGCCAUGGGUAGAAGCACAAGUUCAUCUUCAACUUCUGGUGGAAUUGGCUUCUAUUGAAACGGAGAUCUCUACAUUUGACAAUGCAACUGGAGUGUCCCUGAGCUGUGAGAUGUCCCUGUACCUGAGACCUGAUGAAGACCUCCAGUGGUUCAGAGAUGGACAGUCCAUAACCAGCGGCUCUGGGAGACACUCUAUCACCUACACUGAUGGGAGUGGCGAGGGGCAGUUUGGAGAGAACGCAAUAGGAUCUAGUCGGAUAUCGACUCUGGUUAUUUCACAGCCUCAGACAACAGACUCUGGGACCUACACCUGUGCCAUCAGAAAUACCCAACACUCCCAGAACAUUGGGCUGGCUGUGGAGAGCAGUGGUGACCGUAAGACAUCACUUCCUGGUAGUCCUGAAACACCAUCCGCAACACCAACACCAGCAACACCAUCUGCUUCAAUGUCUACACAAUCGACAACAUCAUCCGAUGCGUUUCUGUACAUUGGCAGUGGAGUAGCACUGUUCAUAAUAGUGAUGGUACUGACAGCCACAGUGCUCUGUAUUGCUGUCAUGCUCUUCAAGAAGAAAGGUAAAGCAAAGAAGCCAGCUGCUGUUGAUCCUCCCGAGAAGGAACAAGCAGUCAUCAUGACUGAGACCAAUGUAGCCUAUGAAAGAAAACCGGAGCUCAUAAAAGGUGAAGCAAAGUACCCAGCUGCUGGUGAUGAUCCUGUGUAUGAGUAUAUUCCAGAGGAUUCCAGAGCAGACAUUGUCAUGCUCGAGGCCAACGUAGCCUAUGACAGAAAACCAGGGGAAAGACAGCACGUCAGGACAGGCAUCACGACAGAAGCCAACGUAGCCUAUGACUGGAAACCAGAAGACUCCAGGGCAGCCAUAAUGCUAGAGGCCAACGUAGCCUAUGAGACAAAACCAGACGGAAGACAAGACUCCAGGGCAGACAUCAUGACAGAAACCAACGUAGCCUACGACAGAAAACCAGACUUCAAAAAAGGUGAAGUAAAGAAGCCAGCUUCUGUUGAUCAUGAGUACGAGUUUAUUAGAGAAGACUCCAGGACAGCCAUCAUGACUGACGCCAACCCAGCUUACGACUGAAAACCAGGAUAAUGCACUAUACUAGACAAAUAUUGUCUUAUAAUUUUGCUCUCAUAUAGCAUUCUUUUGCAUGGUGUAUAAUGUUUGUAUAAACCUUUAAUAGUGAUUUUGGUACAAGCAUAAGAUAGGAUCUACAGACACAUAAAUCAAGCUUGUUUAUGGUGACAUGACACAGAGUGUGAUUUCAACGAAAGUAUGGGAUGACUGUAAACAUUAAAUCAUAAUAAGAGGUUUCCUAUUGGUGAGUAUCUAUACAGACACAUAGCUAAAUCAAGCUUGUUUAUGGUGACAUGACACAGAGUGUGAUUUCAAUGAAAGUAUGGGAUGAUGAAUGUUACCUAAUAAGAGGUUUCCUAUUGGUGAGUAUCAUAUGCAUGUUUUGAACAUUUCGUUGACUUCCUGAAAGGUGGCGCGGUGGUGCAAGUCAAUGGCCCAGCACUGUUGCAUGAUCUGGUACACCGCUUGAGGACAACCAUUCGGCCUUGUUGGGGGGCAAAAGUGCUCCGUUUGCAAUGCAUUGUGGAUUACUUCUUCAUCGGAGAGGUGAGGGUACGGCAGCUGCUUGGCCAGAGUGAACAUCUCCCACAUGGUCACACCAAAUGCCCACACGUCUG
Geodia barretti is the source of this 2805-nucleotide messenger RNA. The record is from the annotation of a GenBank genome assembly. Lineage: Eukaryota; Metazoa; Porifera; Demospongiae; Tetractinellida; Geodiidae.